Molecule: messenger RNA, 401 nt
Organism: Rasamsonia emersonii CBS 393.64
Lineage: Eukaryota; Fungi; Ascomycota; Eurotiomycetes; Eurotiales; Trichocomaceae
Exons: 1
Source: RefSeq, a predicted model, not a curated record
CAUUCGGACCCAGAAUAUGUUACAAAGACAACGAACACUGGUUUCUACAGAAACGCGAGGUCGCGCUAUCGAAGAUUCGUUCAUUUGGAGUAAUACACAAGGACGUGGCAUGGCGCAACGUUCUAUGGAACGAGGAAACUAGCAGCGCCAUUAUGAUCGAUUUCGAGGACGCUAUUCUGACACUGACACUGCAGUCUCGGAGUCGACAUCUGAAUGCUCAGAAGCCACAAAGUGACAAAUCUCUGCUGAGUCUGGAUAGAGGUCCAAGCCGGCAGCCUCUGAAUCAAGUAUCUGGAAAUCAUUUCAAUCGAAAGGGGAAUCACAAGCCUGGGAAUGGCUCCGACGACGAGCAGUUGCUAGUCCCAUUAGUGGAACCUCUAACAGCACCCAUAGAUCACUGA